CAACCACAAAAUGGAGCACACGAAAUAAAGUCCAUCAUUGUUCUUCGGUGCAUCGCUCUUAUUAUGCGGCAGUUCAUCCACUCAGCUAGCGCUGUUGUGCUGUACAGGGAUGCGAUCGAAACGCUCGACAUUCGUGAUCUACCGUACAAGCCAGCAAGAAAAUUGCUGGGGAGCUCUUUAAUCCGAACUCAAAAAACGGCUGUAAUUUCGUGUUCAAACUACACGAGUGCUGUGCCCGGUAUGCUGUAACGUGCCAUUUUUUGGGUUUUCACUCUGCGGUUCUUACGCUGUGCAUUCUGUCGCAUCAUGAUAUUUUUCGUGGAUUCCGCGAUUAUGCUUCUCCUUGUGCUGGUGGGCGCGGCAGUGCUGGAGGCUUACCGCGGUGACUCAGACGCGUACUACAUCCAGCCCAGCAUGCAGUUCGCUAGUCCUCGCUCCGCUCCCGUCUACAGUCACCAUCAGCAGCUCGUGCGAAAUCCUCCAAAAGUUCCGCAGAACGUACCGCACAUUCCUCCGUAUGAUGACAGUCCCGGAGCAGGAGACGGCCCAGUCCCCUGGAAAGGUCAGCACCAGCCAUUCUCCGCACCCACCACGAUAUCUCCCAGCCCCACCAUCGCAUCGUCUGUCUGCCGUGCCAGCACGCUGGUCCUCACCGAAACUAUCCAAAAAUGGAAGACCAGCCAGUGUCCGGCGGUAAGCAGUGCUCCGUGCGUGUCGGCAACACUCACGCUGACCACCACCAAAACUGUCUCCUUUUGCGUCAUACAGAAGCUUACGGUGUAUGAGGCGUUCCCAGGCGAAGAAGGCUCAACUGCAGUGCUUUUUACGGAGUCUGUAUAUUACUCCUGCGAGGCAGCAUCGAGCUUCCCAAUCGUGACCAGCACUACAGCGGACUCUCCCUGCUACACGCUAGUCGUCGUUGCCACGAGUACCAGAGCAGUCUCUUGCCUAUUUACCAACGAUCUCACGAUCUACGGGACUCACGUGACAACGGACAGUGAAGGAGAUCCGAGUUAUGCGCAGGGAGCCAGCAUGCAACCUGUCUACAAUGACCUUCGCUUCUUUUGUGUAGUGCUAAUGGACUAAACCUGAGAGGGCAGACAGAGUGUGCAGAGAGUAACAGCAUGGCCAUGGCAGGGCAUAUACUAUAGUACUGUACACGUACUGGCAUGGUACUGUACAUGUAGUUCACUGAUUAAAAAUCUGUGGAAUAAUACUUUUAAAAGUGUACAUUCUGUCUGUGGAAUAAUAUUUUUAAAAUUGUACAUUCUGUUUUGCCGGCAGAGAAAUAGA
This is a messenger RNA of Paramacrobiotus metropolitanus, 1293 nucleotides long. RefSeq lists its product as uncharacterized. Bases 307 to 1086 code for a protein of 259 amino acids. The record is from RefSeq and is a predicted model, not a curated record. NCBI's taxonomy places the organism in Eukaryota, Metazoa, Tardigrada, Eutardigrada, Parachela, Macrobiotidae. The transcript has 2 exons.